Rhineura floridana is the source of this 2475-nucleotide messenger RNA. It is a transcript of the gene CDC50A, whose product is annotated as transmembrane protein 30A. Gene Ontology annotation, cellular component: plasma membrane; Golgi apparatus; endoplasmic reticulum. Lineage: Eukaryota; Metazoa; Chordata; Lepidosauria; Squamata; Rhineuridae. The record is from RefSeq and is a predicted model, not a curated record. Gene Ontology annotation, biological process: phospholipid translocation. The coding region runs from base 277 to 1392 and encodes 371 amino acids. The transcript has 7 exons.
UCAAUAGUUACGCAAUAGGACCGCGUUGUCGCUUGGCGCAUGCGCAGGGCCCCGUAGCGUGGGUGAUGCGGAAGUGGCCAUGCUAGGAAGGAGUCGCUGAAGGGGAGUCGACAGCGUUGGGUUUUUUUUGACGUCGGAGUACUUGCGCAAGCGCAGUCCUCGCUCUCUUAUACCGAGCGAGGGGUGGGUUCCUGGUGCCACUCGCUGACCCUGCUGCCGCCACUUCUGCUGCUCCUCACCUCUCUUUAGUGGUUAGUCCCCAGGAACGGAGGCUCCAUGGCGAUGAACUUCAACGCGAAGGAGGAGGUGGAUGGGCAAUUGCCGGGGAGUAGCGGAGUCGGAGGGCCUGGGGUCGUCGGGGCCGGAGUCAAGAGCCGCAAGCCCGACAAUACGGCGUUCAAGCAGCAGCGCCUACCGGCCUGGCAGCCCAUCCUCACCGCCGGCACCGUCCUGCCCGCCUUCUUCGUCAUCGGCCUCAUCUUCAUCCCAAUCGGCAUCGGCAUCUUCGUCACCUCGAACAACAUCCGCGAGUACGAGAUUGAUUAUACAGGAGCAGAGCCAGGUAGUCCCUGCAAUAACUGUUUAAAUGUGUCCUGGAACAGUACACCUUGUCACUGUACCAUUAACUUUACACUGGAUCAGCCUUUUGAGAGCAACGUGUUUAUGUACUAUGGACUGUCCAACUUUUAUCAAAACCACCGCCGCUAUGUGAAGUCUCGGGACGAUAGCCAGCUAAAUGGAGAUAAUAUUUCUUUGUUUAACCCCAGUAAGGAAUGUGAGCCUUACCGCACAAGUGAGGAAAAACCUAUUGCUCCUUGUGGCGCCAUUGCCAACAGCAUGUUCAAUGAUACGUUAUCACUGUUUCGUAUUGAACGUGAUGAAACUAAGCCUAUUCCUUUGACUAAAAAAGGUAUUGCUUGGUGGACAGACAAAAAUGUGAAAUUCAGGAAUCCUGCUGGAGAUACAAAUAACUUGACAAUACUUUUUCAAGGCACAGCAAGACCUGUCAACUGGCCCAAACCAGUGUAUAUGCUAGAUUCGGAUCCGGAAAACAAUGGUUUCAUCAAUGAGGACUUUAUUGUGUGGAUGCGUACUGCAGCACUGCCUACAUUUCGUAAGCUAUAUCGUCUUAUAGAGAGGCAGGAUAAUUUACGGCCUACUCUACCAGCUGGAAAUUAUUCCUUGGAAAUAACAUACAAUUAUCCUGUGCAUAGCUUUCAUGGGCGAAAACGGAUGAUUUUGAGCACCAUUUCGUGGAUGGGAGGCAAAAAUCCAUUUCUGGGAAUUGCCUACAUUACUGUUGGAUCCAUUUGCUUUUUUCUUGGAGUAAUGCUGCUAAUCAUUCAUCACAAGUACGGAAAUCGGAACAACAGUGCAGAUAUUCCCAAUUAAUCCCAUCUCUUCAAAACACAUGUACUGCAUGAAAGCUCUCUCCUUGGUAAAAUGUUGCGUCUGACACAGAAUGCAUAAAUAUAUCUGAAGCCUUUUGUUUCCCUUUCAGUGGAUUAACUUGAAGAUAAUGGCUAUAAAAGUUACCUGUGUAAAACAAUGCUGCCUAGAGGAUUUUUGAGGCUUGCCUCUUGCUGGACAGGUGCCAUGAUGUGCAUAUAGUCUUUCCUCACCUAAUGCAUCUGCUGGUUGUGUGCUUUGUAACAUGUCAAUGCUGUGUAUAGACUGUGUGGCGAGAAUGUAUUUAGGAUAGAGUGGCUUCAUAUUUCAAGGAUGUAAGGUGUGCUGGUGCUGUCGGAAGGAAAAGAGGCCUAUCUCCUGUUUUGCCACAUAAGGCAUUGUACGCACAGGCUUUUAUGUUCCCUGCUGAAAUAUUUGCCUAUAUUAAACUUGUGCAACUUACUCUCUGUUGAGCCCAGCGACGUGCUCAAAGUUCACAGUAUGUUCCAACAGGUGUGCCUGGCAUGUGACCGUGUGCAACAAAAAGCUUUCUUGUGAUUUAAAAAACCUUUCCAUAUGGAAACAACUGCUACAUAUACAACUCUUGCUUUAAAUUCUUCAGUGUGCACUUCUGUUUUAUACCCAGCCCAGAUGUCAAAAUCUCCUACAGAUUUUUCCUACAGAAAUGAAGAAGAGGUUCUGUUCCUAAGCUGUCUGUAUUGGUACAGAAAUGUCCAUCUCCUCAUAUUGAAAGCAAUGCUUUAAUGACCCUUUUAACAUUCCUAAUUGAGAAGAAGCAUUAAAUUUACUUCAGAAGGUUUUCCAGGUUCUUAACGCAUUCAAAUACUUGAGGUCCCCAGAUGUAAUUUAAAAUGUGUCAUGAAAGCCAGCUACAGGGUGCUGUGGUGGGAUGUGGGGAAUACCCCCUCUUGUAGAUUUUCAUUCAAGGCUGUCCAAAUUGUAAGAACCCAGCUCAGUGAUUUUAAAUUAUUAAAUUGCUAUGUAUAUGGAUGUUAUUUUAUGUGAAACUGGUUUGUCAGUCUAAAUAUUGGGUAUUGAAUAAAUGCUGUCGUUUGUUUUAUGAAA